Molecule: messenger RNA, 3729 nt
Organism: Porites evermanni
Lineage: Eukaryota; Metazoa; Cnidaria; Anthozoa; Scleractinia; Poritidae
Source: the annotation of a GenBank genome assembly
AUGGCAGAUAGUUCAAAGUCGACGGGAUUAGAAAAGCCGAUGGCCAACACCAAGAAUGAUCCGAAAAAAGAGUCGAAGAAAAAACGUAAACAAGGCAAAAAGUUUCGGGCAAAAUUCACCGAGGGCACCGAGGAAAAAAGCCAGGAAUGUCCCACUCUGGUUAGCGACGAACAAAACGUUGAAGGAAGUCACGACGUUUCUGAGGCAAAUGUCGAAAAAAGUAGCCAAAUGAGUGCAACGAACGAGGAGACGGAAAAGACCGCAGAGAAAGGUGAAGAUUCUAGUGCUAGUCACAGCGACCAAGCGACCGGAGCCGGCGCUGGUGAAACAGAACAGGAGAAUAAAACUAAAGAAAAAUCUACAAACAAGAACAAAGAAUCGAGUGGGGAACAGAGAAAGUCUAUUGUCGAACAAGUCAAACAGGAUCAGACUGAUGGAAGCAAGAAAAACAAGCGUUCGUCCUUCAUUUUACUCCGCUCGAAAAAAAAUUCUAAAAGCAGACCGGAGUCAUCCGCUGAAGUUAUUGACGCUGAGGACAUGACAGAUGAAACUGGAAUUUGGACUGGAGAAAGCGACAAAAUCACCAGACAUGAAUACGAAACAAUUGAAUUAAAAACGGACGGAAACGGUGAAAGUCAGAUCGAACAAGGUGCAAAACCCGAAGAAGUGAAAAGCAAGGAAGCAGAGAGUUCUCUCGAGGGAACGCAAGAAAAGUCGGUUGGUAAAGGCAACAAAAGCAAGAAAGUGAAACAUUUGCCAAGCUUUGGGCGUAACAAAAAGAAAGCGGUAAUUACAAACAAGAAUAAGGAUGUCGAAGUUCCUGAAAACGAAACUCAAGAGUCGAAAGACGAAGAUACAAAAGGGGAAGUUUCUGAGAAGGUCGUGAUCGAGUCAAAUGAGCCUGUUCUUGUUGACUUUGACUUGAAAGAACCGAGCGCUGUCGUUGAAGCAGCUGAAGUAGAGGGAGAGAAGAAAGAUGAAGAAACAACGAAGAAAAAGAAAUCGUUUCUCACCUUGAAGAGAAAUAAAAGCCAGGCAAAAAAGAGGAAGUUGGCGAAAGGUGAAGAUGAACCGAAAGCAAAGACCAAUGAAAGCGAGGUCGAUUCCGCCGGUAAACAAAAUGAAGAUGUCAGCGGCACGGAUGGUCAACAUGGAGAAGCAGAGGGUGCAAUUGAGACUGAAGAAAAUAACUCUGAAAAUAAAGAAGAAGAGCCAAGCGUAAAGGAAACAAAAGACGUAGAACCGCAGGCAAAGGAAACGUUAGAGGCGUACGGAACAGAAGAGGUGUCCGUUGACAAAGAAACCAGUUUCCCGGAAGGAAAAGAGGAGAAAGCUACAACAGUCGAAGGAACGGGACAAGAUUCAUCAAAUAAAAAUAAAAAACCAAGCAUUUUGCGCUCGUUUAGAAAGUUAAAAAAAUCGAAGCAAGGAAAGAAAAAGCAGCUUGAAAAGGAAGAAAAACAAGAGAAGAUUGAUCAAGAAGACGGUGGGGAGAAAGUCGGCAAAGAAGAUGCAACUGUAGAGAGUGGAGAGAUGGUCGACGGAAAAAACGAAGGACGUUCUGAUAAUGAAGAGGGAACACCCCAGGCAGUGAAGAGAAAGACAAGCGAUUUGAAGAAUAUUGGGCUUAGCCAAGCUCAGAAAAGAAAGAAGGAAGACGGGGAAAAUUUCGUUGAAGAUAUAUCAGAUGUUAAAGAAAGCAGUGAGCCUGUUGAGGAGGAGAAAGACUUGAAACAGCAAGAUCAGGAUAGAUCCGAAGAAACUGUCACUUCAAGAACCGAGGAAAAUGAAUUAAGUCCUCAACAAAAGGAAAAACUGUCGCAACAAAAGAACAAUGAACAAGAGCAAAUUGAAAACGAAGAAAGCGAAGAAGAGGAUGAAAAUCCACGCGUGUUUCCCGCGAGCGAUGACACGCGUGAUGAAGAGAUUUGGAAGGAAGCUCACGAACUGCGUAGUUCGCUAAUGAAAAUAGUCAAAGAUGUCAAAGAGAUGAAAGAAACCGAGGGAGAUGAUGAGAACGAGACACAAGUUGAGAAAACUGAAGUUGUCGAACUAAACACCGACAGCGAAGGUGCUUUAAUUGGAUCGCAAAUGGAGGCGGGUGAAAUUGAUGAAAACGAGGCUGAAACAUCUGCAGAAGGACAAGACGCAGAACAAGACUUUGACGAUAAAUCGUACGAAUCAGCCAUCACAGUCGUGUCCGUCGAGCAGUUGCCAAGUCAAGAAACAAAGAUCGUGCGCGAUGGUAUGCCACUCGACAAGGAAGGAGCAACUGCGCAAAUCGAGACUACACAAGUCACUGAUCCUGAAGUCGAACCAGUGGCAGAAAAUUCCGAAACUGGGACAUCGGACUUAAUCAAGGAGACAUCACGAAUAGAAAACACAACAGAACCAAAGACCGAAGAACCCAAAGAACACUCGGAGACCGAGACAUCACAAGUCACCGAGCAACCAAGCGAAGAAGAGAAACUUAAGAUUGACCCAUCUUUGGAUGUCGAAGAGGAAUCGUACGAUUCUGAUUCCACAAUCGUGUCGGUCAAGCAAAUGCAAAGUGAGGAACCACAAAUCGGAGAGGCAGUUUCACAGGCCGAGAAAAUAACGGAACCGAAGGCCGAAAAUCCUGAAGAUGUUUCGGAGCCCAAGAAAAANAAACUUAAGAUUGACCCAUCUUUGGAUGUCGAAGAGGAAUCGUACGAUUCUGAUUCCACAAUCGUGUCGGUCAAGCAAAUGCAAAGUGAGGAACCACAAAUCGGAGAGGCAGUUUCACAGGCCGAGAAAAUAACGGAACCGAAGGCCGAAAAUCCUGAAGAUGUUUCGGAGCCCAAGAAAAAACAGUUACAGGGAGAACAAACAUUAGAACUAAAGACUGAAGAAGCUGAAGAACAAAGAGAAACAGAAAUAUCAAAAGUCAGUGAGUCACCAAAGGAAGAAACCGAACAGCAGACAGCAGAACCCGAAGAUACCCCGCCAACCGACAAACCGCUGGACUCGGAAUCACAAGUUCAUCAAGCAAAUAAAGUUGAGACUUCAGACACUGAGGAAAUACGAGCCAUCGCCGAAGAAACAGUGCUGGAAAGCGAGGGUGACGGGCCAAAAUUCGCAAACAAGACCGAAUCAAAGGAUGUAGAUGCUGAAGAAAUGCAAGUCAGCAAGGAAGCCGACUCAAUGAAAGCCGAAGAUAACAAAGAACCGAAGACGGACACCGGAAAACCUCAAGUCAUCGAGCCAAAACUGCAACAAGAAGCCAGCUUGGACACGUCACCAGUUUCAAGGUCGCAGGCUGAACAAGAAACCGAGCGAAAGACUGAAGAUACCGAAGAGACACAAGCCAUUCAAGGAAUAUCUUCAGAAAGCGAAGUGGCGACAUCACGUGCCGAGUGUAAAGCCGAACCGAAGGAGGGAAGCACCGAAGGAAAACAAGCAAUCGACAAAGAGCCAGCCUCGGAGAAGGUGAAAUCGAAAGCAACCAAAACAAGCACGAAAAUGGAUAAACUGCUUCAAAGGCGUAUAGUGGAGAGUGUUUUAACAGAACCGGAAAAUGACGAGAAAAAUGCCGAUGAGGAGAUUGUCAUGGAGCUGACUGAGAAGAAAAGCAAGAAAGACAAGAAAUGCGAAAAGGAGACCUGGGUCAUGGUACAGCACUUUGAAAUGACCGAUGAUUAUCGAGCUGUCAACCCAGUGUACGAGUGUGAGUUACGGAAGUUUUCUUGGUGGUGGACAACAUGCUAA